Messenger RNA from Erigeron canadensis, 948 nucleotides. RefSeq names its product L10-interacting MYB domain-containing protein-like. The record is from RefSeq and is a predicted model, not a curated record. Lineage: Eukaryota; Viridiplantae; Streptophyta; Magnoliopsida; Asterales; Asteraceae. The transcript is spliced from 3 exons. Bases 1 to 948 code for a protein of 315 amino acids.
AUGGAUCAAACUGGUGAGACCGACAAAUCAAAACGAAUUAGAGUUAGUUGGAAAAACUUGAAUGUGGUGAAAACGUUUCUCGAGGCUUGCAUCCAUGAGAUAACUGUUAACGGGCGAGAAGGUGGAAGUUUGAAAACAAUUUCAUGGAAAACUGUGUCGGAUGUCCUUAAAGACAGCCAUAACUUGAUUGUUGACCGUAAGCAAAUGAAAAACCAUUAUGACUAUCUCAAGGGGAAAUAUGGAGCAUGGUUACUACUAAGAAACAAAACUGGGAAUGUUUACGAUUCAUCUACUAACAUGUUUAAUCUAACCGACGAAGAAUGGGAGAUGGAAAUGAAGAAAAAUAAACACGUGGAAUUUUUGAGAAACACAACAUUACCAUUUCCUGAUCUUUGUGCAAAACUUUUUGAUGGAGCAAUGGCUACAGGGAUAAAAAGUUGGGGUCCGAGCUCGAAUGAACCAAUGCCUAGGGAUGAACCUCACGUGGUUGAGCCUAUUGUCAAUGAAGAAGAACAAGAUCCGGAUAUUCUUGAAUAUACACCCCAACCGUUUUCUACAGCAUCUCAAUCCUCGACACCUCAAUCCUCAGCCCAACCUAAGCUUGAUAAAAAGAAGAAGGGUAAAGAAAUGAUGGCGAUCGUUGAAGAAGAAAUAAUUGGCGUUUUGAAGAUAAUGGCUGGAAAACAUCAUUCAAAGGAUCAGAAAUUUGAGGUUCCUACAUUUGAUGAUUGUCUUAAAAAGUUGAAUGAGAUUGGGUGGGAAGAUACUGAUCCGUUGUAUGAUGUUGCACUCGCAAUUUUUUGCGAGCCAAAUGAUCAUUAUAGGCAAGCUUGGAUGAAGAUGAAUGUUAUUUUUGGUUCUCCUAUUUUGGGGGCAAUUGGCGCGCUAGAUGGAACUCUUGUGCAUGCCAUUGUGCCUAUUAACCAACAAACCGCUUAUCGAGGAUGA